AUGGUGGAUCCCGUGCCUGAAGAGGAGACGCUGGGAGCCGAGCCCGGAGGCUCAGAAGGGGACGAAGCCGCCGCGUCCGUGCCCCCUGACUCCCACGGCGCCCAGCAGCCCACGGCGUCUUCGGCCUCGGCCUCCGCCGUGGCGCCCCGUAAGGCUGAAGUCCCGUCCGCGGCCGAAGGCGGGCAGCGGGAGCAGUCCCCGCUGUUGCACCUCGACCUCUUCAACUUCGACUGUCCGGAGGCCGAGGGCAGCCGGUACGUGCUGACCAGCCCCCGCUCGCUCGAGGCCUGCGCCCGCUGCGCCGUUAAGCCUGUGGAGCUGCUGCCCCGGGCCCUGGCGGACCUGGUGCGCGAGGCCCCCGGCCGCUCGAUGCGAGUGGCCACUGGCCUGUACGAGGCGUACGAGGCGGAGCGGCGCGCCAAGCUGCAGCAGUGCCGGGCGGAGCGCGAGCGCAUCGUGCGCGAGGAGAAGCGGCGCCUCUUCACGCCGUUGGGCCCCGCGGCCGCCGCGGCCUCGGCCCCCAGCGCGGGCAGCAGCAGCAGCUGCAGCAGCGCGAGCCUCCCGGCCUCGCCCGCCCCGCGCGCCCCUCGAAAGGCCUCCUCCAGCCCGUCCCCGGCCCGGCCCCAACCCCCUCCGGCGGGGUCGCGGGCAGGUAGGAAGAGCCACUCACUGGACUCGCUGUCCCGCCGGCGGGAGGGCGCCCUCAGCUCCGAGUCCGGCGCGUCGUCGUCGUCCUACAGCGGAGAGAGCCUGCGGGAACUGCACUGGCCGCCGCGGGCCUCGGCCAGGAACAGCUGCGCGGCGGGGUCGGCGGCCUCGGCUCCUAACCCCCUGGGCCGCCCAUCCGCCCUGGCCCUGGUUCCGCUCACCGGCCGCAGCUUCAGCCUCGGCGACCUGAGCCACUCGCCCCAGACAGCUCAGCACGUGGAGCGCAUCGUGCGCCAAGUGCGCGCCGAGCGGGGUCUGCGCGGGGUGCCGGAGCGCGACCGGAAGAUCGCGGCGCUGAUGUUGGCGAGGCACCAGGAGGAGCGCCUGCUGCUGGAGCAGCGCGCCGCGGCCCACGGCCAGUGGGAGCAGCAGCGCGUCCGCGCCGAGCAGCGGCGGGAGCGCGAGGAGCGCGAGAAGCAGCGCGCCCUGGAGCAGGGCCGCCGGGCCUGGGCGGCGCAGGUGGAGGAGCGGCGCGGCCGCCGAGGUCGCGAGGAACGCGAGGAGGCGCGGCGCCGGCAGCGGCAGUGCGAGCGCAGCGAGGAGCGGCGGCGGGAGCUGGCCGAGCGCCAGGGACUGCUGCGGCGAGAGCGAGCGGAGCGCGCGGCCCGGGAGGACCGGCAGCGCAAGCUGCAGCAGGAACAGAACCUGAAGCAGCGGGAGGAGGGCCUGCAGGAGGUGCGCGAGCGGGCCGAGCAGGUCCGCAGGGAGCGCGCUAAGCGCGCGGCCCAGGUCAAGCAGCAGCAGGAGGGCCAGUUGCAGCGGGAGAAGCGGGAGCUCAGCAGGGCGGAGCGGGCGCGCCACGAGGCGUUGCUGAAAGGUCGGGCCCGGCAGGAACGCCAGGAGCGCGAGGGCCUGCGGAGCUCCCUGGAGGCCAGCUUGGGACGCGCGCAGGAGAACUAUGAGCAGUUGGUGGAGCAGCGCACCCGGGAGCUGCGCGAAAGGGCCCGGCGGGAGGAGCUGCAGGGCCGGAGGGCCAAGGAGGCUGCUGAGCGCAAGGAGCGGGAGCAUCAGGCGCACCUGGAGGCGCUGGCCCGGGCAGGCGAGCGGCGGCUGCAGCACGCGGCGCAGGCGGCCGAGGAGGCGGUGCAGCAGAAGGCGCGGCGCGUGGGCCAGAGCCGGAUGGAGAAGGAGCGGGCCCAGCGCGCCAACAAGGAGAAGGUGGAGAGGGACGAAGACUGCCGCCGGCGGGAGCUGCUCCAAGCCAUCGGUCGCAAGCUGGAGCGCAGCGAGCAGCUGUCUCGGGAGCGGCGCAGCGCGCUGGAGAGCGCUCGCUCCACAGCCCGCGCCUCCUUCCACGUGCGCGAGAAGGUGCGCCAGGAGACCAACACGCGCUCCUUCGAUCGCAUGGUGCGCGAGGCCCAGCUGCACGCCAACCUGGACCGUAAAUGA
Molecule: messenger RNA, 2097 nt
Organism: Rangifer tarandus platyrhynchus (Svalbard reindeer)
Lineage: Eukaryota; Metazoa; Chordata; Mammalia; Artiodactyla; Cervidae
Source: the annotation of a GenBank genome assembly